AUGCGAGCCCCGCCUUUACAUUUGUUCCGCCACAGAUUUGGGGAAAUUUGGAGUCCGUGCGCAAAGGCACUUGUGGGGGAUUUUGAGAAGGAACGCAGUCUCCCAUGUGCAGCCUUGAAUUACGCCCAACCAAGACGCAGGCCCUCGGUGGAAUUCCGGCAAGGAAACUGGAGACUCAACACUCAGGGAAAAGCUUCAUCAUUCAAAGGGGUCCUGCACAGUACAAGCAAGGCCAAGAAGAGGAAGUCUCUGGUUAUCUCCAACCCCAUCCCCUGCAACACAGCCUUCCCCACGGACCACGUCUCCCUCCAUGCAGCUGACGGAGAAAAUGGAAAAGACACCGUCCAGGGAUCGGAGGAAAACGCAGCGUCGUCGUUCAAAGACUCGUCGGACUCUGAGUUCAGCUCCAGCGGCAGCAACUCUCCUCAGAGGCAGUCGGUGUGCGAGCAGGAGGAAACAGAGAGUCUGAAUCAAGAGGAGGUGGAAGUGGAGGUGGAAGACGAACUCGCUGAAAACCAGUCCGAUGACUCUGGGGUCGGGGUGCCGAAAUCAGAAGCUGCCAAUCAAGAAGUGUCUGAACCCUGUGAUGCUGCAGAAAGUGAACUACAGGAGGAGGAGAAGGAUGAAGAGGAAGUGGAGGAGGAAGUGAGUGAGGCACCAUCAUCAAAAGAGGAGGGGAAACCCAAAGCUCCACCUGUUCCCACCCCUCGAGUCUCCUUCCACUGCACAGAUAAACCUCCACUGUUACCCCCUAAGGAGCAGGAGGAGGAGGAGACAGAGGAGGCUUCAGACAACCAGGAGAAGGCUGACUCAGGAGAGGACUCCACUUCCCACAAUCCACCUGGCUUCCUGCACAAGGUAUAUAUCUUUUAUUAAUCAGAAUCAUAAAAAAAAAUGUUU
Molecule: messenger RNA, 900 nt
Organism: Notothenia coriiceps (black rockcod)
Lineage: Eukaryota; Metazoa; Chordata; Actinopteri; Perciformes; Nototheniidae
Product: nucleolin-like
Exons: 3
Coding region: 1-876 (291 amino acids)
Source: RefSeq, a predicted model, not a curated record